UUGGUGUAAUGAAUACAUCCCAGCUACGUUUCUUAGACGUCAGAAAUGAAUGCGGCUGAUGAUGUGACCAACACUCUCACCCGGACCACGCCGCCGCAACUGUUUCUGGGAGGAGAAGAACGAUUCGGACUGCAAUGCAAUCCCAGGAACGUUGCAAUGCCUUGUUCCACUUAUGAGGUUGGGGUAAAGGCAAUGUUUGAGUGCCGUUGGUAAUCACAACGGGGUAGGAUAGGAAUUAGGAUUCUUCUACAACGCUAAGAAACUUUAUCCAAUGCAACGUUAGAAAAAAUGACAUUAUUGAUCACCCAGUCCAGCUAGUUACUACUAACUACAGAUUUCGUCUUGAUGUUUACUGGAGAGAGAGUGGAAGCUGGCACCAUGGGCACAACAUUAACAUCCACCGUGUUGAAAUAAUCUGGACCCACAAUACUGCGCUGACCCCGCCAUGGCAGGCUUCAAGCGAGGGUAUGAUGGCAAGAUCGCCGGGCUCUAUGACCUGGACAAGACGCUGGGCCGGGGCCACUUCGCUGUGGUCAAAUUGGCUCGCCACGUCUUUACCGGGGAGAAGGUGGCAGUCAAGGUCAUUGAUAAGACCAAGCUGGACACGGUUGCCACGGGUCACUUGUUCCAGGAGGUGCGCUGUAUGAAGCUGGUGCAGCACCCCAACAUUGUCCGGCUUUAUGAGGUGAUCGACACGCAGACCAAGCUCUACCUGAUUCUGGAGCUGGGGGAUGGAGGGGACAUGUUUGAUUACAUCAUGAAGCAUGAGGAGGGCCUCAGCGAGGAGCUGGCCAAGAAGUAUUUUGCUCAGAUCGUCCAUGCAAUCUCCUACUGCCACCGACUGCAUGUAGUACAUCGCGACCUCAAGCCGGAGAAUGUGGUGUUCUUUGAGAAGCAGGGCGUGGUGAAGCUCACUGACUUUGGCUUUAGCAACAAGUUCCAGCCAGGGAAAAAACUCACCACCAGCUGUGGGUCGCUGGCUUACUCUGCCCCAGAGAUUCUGUUGGGAGAUGAGUAUGACGCUCCUGCAGUAGAUAUCUGGAGUCUGGGUGUGAUCCUCUUCAUGCUGGUGUGUGGACAGCCCCCCUUCCAAGAGGCCAACGACAGCGAGACCCUCACCAUGAUCAUGGACUGCAAAUACACUGUACCCACGCAUGUCUCCAAUGCCUGCAAAGAUCUGGUGGGCCGCAUGCUGCAGCGGGAUCCAAAGGGCCGCGCCUCCCUGGAGCAGAUAGAGAGCCAUGCCUGGCUGCAGGGGGUGGACCCGUCGCCCGCCACCAAGUUCAACACACCCCUGGUGUCCCACAAGAGCCUGUCUGAAGAGGAGCACAACGGCAUCAUACAGCGCAUGGUGCUGGGCGACAUCGCGGACCGAGAGGCCAUAGUGGAAGCCCUGGAGACUAACAAGUAUAACCACAUCACUGCCACCUACUUCCUCCUGGCUGAGAGGAUCCUGAGGGAGAAACAAGAGAAGGAGGUCCAGACGCGCUCCUCCAGCCCCAGCAACAUCAAGGCUCAGUUCAGGCAGUCCUGGCCGACCAAGAUUGACAUGCACCAGGACAUUGAGGACAGCCUGGCAGCCUCGUCCAUCUCCCAUUCUGGGGGUCCCCAGUCUCCCGCCCGCAGCACUGAGAACCUCCUCAACGGACACCGUGCCAAGGGCCUGCUGGAGCUUCGCAGGGAUGAGUGUGACCCAGGGGCCUCCGGUGCCCCUGCCCCCAUUUCUGGGCCUGCCAGAUCUGGAGCCACGGCCCCAGCGCCCUCCACCUCUGCCAAGCAGCGCACCUGCCUGUUCAGGGUGGAGGAGGACGAAGAGGAGGAAGAGGAGAUGGACCCGUCCCCGCUGUCCACUCAGGUGAUCCUGCGUCGCAAGCCUCCGUCUAUCACCAACCGCCUGACCUCCAGGAAGAGCGCUCCGGUUCUUAAUCAGAUCUUCGAGGAGGAGGGCGAGUCGGAUGACGACUUCGACAUGGACGAGGGUCUGCCGCCCAAACUCAGCCGGCUGAAGAUGAACGUGGCAGCUGCCGCGGCCGGGUCGCCGGGCACCGCUCAGAAACGCUACCACCGCCGUAAGAGCCAGGGCCGCGGCUCGUCCUGCUCCAGCUCAGAGACCAGCGACGACGACUCUGAGAGCCACCGGCGGCGCCUGGACAAGGACACGGGCUUCGCCUACAGCUGGAACCGCAGGGACAGCAGCGAGGACCCCCCCGGAAACUCUGGGGGAAACGGGGGCAGCAGCAGUGGAGGGCAGAGCAAACCCCCUGGGGAGGGAGGCAGCUCCGGACCAGACAAGGGCAGUCCUCCUGGAGGAGGUGGUGGGGGGGGUGGGGGUGGUGGUGGAGGAGGAGGUGGUGGUGGUGGUGGGGGAGGUGGGGGAGGAGGUGGUAAGGGACAGGGUUCCCCCUCCAGUUGUUCUAAUAGUAACCACUCGUCUUCGGGCUCAGGGUCCAUACGGGGUCACAGGGCAGCAGAGCUGGUGGAGGGGCUGAAGCUCAUGAGCCUGUGUCUCAGCUCCCAGUUACAGAAGAGGGGGAGGAGUGGGGGCCCCGGCCUGGCCGGAGGGGUGGGCCAGUUCAUCAUAGACAGCAGCCUGUCGGCCGUCAGCGUCAAGACCCAGGAGAGGUCCUCGUGGAAGAUGUGCAUCGGCUCCAAUGGCAGCCUGGACCUGGACCUGGACCCCAUGGCCCUGCCCACCAUGGCCCUGCCCACCACGGCCGCCAACAACCUGGGGGCGUACGCCGACCAAACGGCGGCGGCACUCAGCGAACUGGCCCUGGCCACCAAGGAGAAGAAUAAGCUGAACAGCCUGAAAAACAAUGUUCUCCAGCUACCUCUGUGUGAAAAGACCAUAUCUGUUAACAUCCAGCACAGCCCCAGAGAAGGGCUCCUGUGUACAUCCUCUCAGGCCAGCUGCUGUCAGGUGAUAUGACGGCCACACACCGCGCACCCUCUGUCGUUACUCUGCCAGGCGACCAUGUCCGACCACAGUCACCGAUGUAGCAUACGUCUGACCUCGGAAACAGCUCACCGUCGAAACCUGCCUUCUGCUGUUGUCUUAAAAUAUUCAAACUGUUUUUAUUUCGAUUUCUUUGGGAACGCCCCCCCCCCCCCCCCUCCCUUCACUAAGACCUAUGACAUAUGAGGCGCAUGCUGCUAGGGGUCAUUUAGUUUGCUACUAUCACUUUAGCCUUUUGCCCCCCCCCCCCCCCCCCCUCCCUUCAAUGAGAUGAGGUAAUAGCACUUAACUAAAAUUGUGAGGUGAGUUGAUGGCAUUUAUAUAAACAGAAAUAUGGAAAUGGGAUUGAUUUUGAUUGAUUAUUUUGAGACUAAAAAGGACCAAAUUUUGCAGUGGGUAAGUAGGAGCACAUGGUAGCUGAAACGACACUUUAAAUAUGUCAUUUUGGUCUACUGCUUAAAUCCAGUCCUGAUAUUUCUGUGCACUAGCAGUGGAAUAUAAUGAUUCGGCUGGGAGAUGUACAGCUACUGUUAGUAAACUAUUGUUUGUUAAUGGCUUCCAAUCAAGGUUUCUACUUAGGUGGUUUGAAGCGUAGCAGGAAAAGUAAACCAACCUGGACUUAAAUGCAAAAUUGUUUGUGAUUCGGUCUAAGAUCUUAUAAAUGUCAGGGUCCAGUUACAGGUUUAAAAUGUAGGUUUGCUCUGUUACAAGCAAUGUUCAGCUCCAUGGAGUAUUUCAACAAUGUGCAUUCUGACAUCUUGUCUCUUUCAAACCUCCCCUCAUUGAGACGGCUAACUCAUCGUGGCCCCCCAACCGUUUGGGGGGGGGCACCCACCUGUCCCCACUAAGAGAACGCGUUUUAAAAAUAUCUUCUGUUUAACAAAUCACUUUUUAAAUAUUUUAUCAGUGAAACACCUACAAUGGAUACAGACUGAAGAUAAAACCUUUCCCAGACGGGAGUAAUGUCCAUUCCAGGAAACAUUUUCCUGCUGCCCUUUAAACUACCUAAGUAGUAAUUGUUUUUAUCAAGGCUUUUAUUGACAGCAGAAUCAGAGGGAGGCUGUGGGUGACAUGAAGGUUAAGGGGUGGUCUUGAACCCUGAUUGCCGAUGGGAAGGCUUGUGUAGCCACUCGACCACGGCUCAGCCCCCACGUAGCGACCUCUGUUGGGAGCCAUUCACAAAGGUUUCUAGGAGGGCUAAGUGACCGAUUAAUGGUUGACCAUAUAUGGACCUGGAGGAAGGGUAGCCACCGUCAUGUUGUGCUUCUCCAUGCAGUCUUUAAACAUUGACCAACUAACCAACUUGUGGUGGAAUAAACCUAUUUUUACUUGAUUCAGUAAUGCCAUUGUACAGUAAUGGCUGAGCUCCGCUGUCUAAGGUGCUUUUACUUUAUUGCACUCGGCCAAUCCGUUUUCGUAUUGUUUCAUAUUUAAGUGGAUGAAAUUAAAGAUUUUACUUUUAAAUGGCUAAUUUAAACAGCUCUCACUGAUUUAAUUUCAAUGCAAGCUGAAUUGUGCGCAAACCCCCACUAACAAGUGCAACUUCAAAACACCUGGGUAACU
Messenger RNA from Esox lucius (northern pike), 4519 nucleotides. It is a transcript of the gene snrka, whose product is annotated as SNF related kinase a. Gene Ontology annotation, cellular component: cytoplasm. The transcript is spliced from 6 exons. The record is from RefSeq and is a predicted model, not a curated record. NCBI's taxonomy places the organism in Eukaryota, Metazoa, Chordata, Actinopteri, Esociformes, Esocidae. The coding region runs from base 446 to 2929 and encodes 827 amino acids. Gene Ontology annotation, molecular function: tau-protein kinase activity; ATP binding; protein serine/threonine kinase activity. Gene Ontology annotation, biological process: protein phosphorylation; microtubule cytoskeleton organization; intracellular signal transduction.